Messenger RNA from Pungitius pungitius (ninespine stickleback), 8118 nucleotides. It is a transcript of the gene thsd7aa, whose product is annotated as thrombospondin, type I, domain containing 7Aa. Gene Ontology annotation, cellular component: extracellular matrix. The coding region runs from base 324 to 5606 and encodes 1760 amino acids. The record is from RefSeq and is a predicted model, not a curated record. Gene Ontology annotation, biological process: cell adhesion. The transcript is spliced from 28 exons. NCBI's taxonomy places the organism in Eukaryota, Metazoa, Chordata, Actinopteri, Perciformes, Gasterosteidae.
GAAGAGAGAGAGAGAGAGAGGUGCUGCAUCAACCCAUUAUACAGCAGCAGCAGCAGGCUGGGCUUAGGGAUCUAUUGUUCCCUGUUUUAUUUUUGCCAGCCCCGUUGUCGCUCACUCAGGGUCAAAGAGAGAAAGGGAAAGGGAACGGAUGAGAGCAGACCUCAGCUCUGUUUGCCUUGGAUUACUUACACUUGGACGCAUUGGGGUAGACAAAGCAGAGGCAGAUAACAGGCACACUUCAGUCUCGCUCCCUACCUCGGGCCCGGCUUGUUUUUUUCCCUCUUGACUGCAUUGGGAGCUACGGUAUUUGCUGUGCGGUGGCCAUGGCGCUAGCCAGCAGGGCUGUGGGAACGCUGGGGCUCUCGAAAGAGGCACAGCUCCCCUCUCUCUGGAGGACAGCGCUGCUCUUCCUCUCCAUAUGGGAGAUGGAUGCACAAACCGCAAUGGAAACUAAACCCUUGUACAUCUGGCAAACAGGUCCGUGGGGUCGUUGCAUGGGCAGUGACUGUGGACCUGGCGGCAGCCAAAGCAGGGCAGUAUGGUGUGCCCACUCGGAAGGCUGGACCACCCUGCACACAAACUGCAACCAGACAGAACGGCCUAACAACCAGCAAAGCUGCUUCCGAGUCUGCGACUGGCACAAAGACCUGUACGACUGGCAGCUCGGUGCCUGGAACCAGUGUGUCCCGGUGUCAAUGCGCAGUGCCGGGGUGCAGCGCCCCGCUGUGUGCACACGGGGAGAGGAGGGCAUCCAGACCCGAGAGGUUGGCUGUGUCCAAAAAGCAGAUGGCGAGCCGGCAGAGGACGCAAUCUGCGAAUACUUUGAGCCCAAACCACGCCUAGAGCAGGCCUGUCUUAUCCCCUGUCCGCUGGACUGUGUGGUAUCUGAGUUCAGCCUGUGGACUCACUGCUCUAAAACCUGUGGAAUGGGCUUACAAAACCGGAUCCGCUUUGUUCUGGCACCGCCACUGUUUGGUGGGGCAGCCUGCCCAAAUUUGACUGAAUUUCAGACAUGCCAACCAGGGCCCUGUGAAGAGGAGGAACGCCUUUACAGCCUCAGAGUGGGACCGUGGGGGCCCUGCUCUGUACCAAUGCCCAGACAUGAGAGACAAGCUGACAGACCAUCCAGCGAUAGCGACGAACCAUCCAAACCUUCCAAAGAGGGUGACAAACGGUCCAGAGACAGCAAAAAAACAUUACAAGGGGGCGAAAAAACAAAUAGAGAAGGUAUUAAACUGUCCAGUAAGGUUGACAAACAGACUAGAGAGGGGGACAGUCAGCACGAAGAGGAAGACAAAAGGUCCAAAGAAGAAAUUAAACUGUCCAGAGACGGACACAAACCAUCCAGACCCAACAGAAAAAUGGGCAGGGCAAACAGGAAACCAGAUAGGCCGUCCCGACAAGCAGAAAAGCCCAAACGUCAGAAAAAGGCAAAAAACAAAGAAAAGAAAGAUAAAAUGAGAGAGAAAGUCCGGGAGAGGUUAAGGGAAAGGGGUAAGGUGAAGGACCCUGAGACCAAACAACUCAUCAAGAAAAAGAGAACAAGAAACCGUCAAAACCGUCCAGGUGGAAAGUUCUGGGAACUGCAGGUUGGCUACCAGACCCGAGAGGUGACCUGUGUACACAAGAGUGGAAGUGUUGAAGCUCUCAGCCUGUGCUCUCAGGAGUCAUUGCCAGUGACCUUCCAGGCCUGCGUCAUGACCAAAGACUGUGACGUGACUGAAUGGUCUGAAUGGUCAGCUUGCUCCAAGGAGUGCUACGACCCCAACGGGCCCAAAGGGGAACGCACUCGCACCAGAAAAGUUAGCCAGUUCCCCAUCGAUGGAGGAGCAGAAUGUCCAGAGCUAGAGGAGAAGGAACCCUGCAGCCCCCAGAGAGACGGAAUGCCACCCUGCAUUGUCUACAACUGGAAGACCACAGAGUGGACAGAAUGCAGGGUGGACGUACUGCUGAGCCAGCAGGACCGACGGCGUGGAAACCAGACGGGGUUGUGUGGAGGAGGGAUUCAGACUCGAGAGGUCUACUGUGUCCAGACCAGCAUGGAUACACCCCCCAACCGCGGCUCACUCCGCAGCAAAGAAGCAUUGCGGCCAAUGGACAGUGAUCUGUGUCUGGGUGUCCCCUUGAACACCACCCAGCUCUGCCAUAUCAGUUGUCCUGUUGAGUGUGAGGUGUCCUCCUGGAGUGCCUGGGGACCCUGCACCUAUGAAAACUGCCAGGACCAGGCAGCCAAAAAAGGCUUCAAAAUGAGGAAGAGGAAGAUCACAAAUGAGCCGACUGGCGGGACAGGCAACUGCCCCCACCUGAUGGAGGCGAUUCCGUGUGAAGACCCCAGCUGCUACGAGUGGCUCGUGGCUAAACUAGAGGAGUGCGUCCCUGAUAAUGACAAGCUUUGUGGACCCGGAACCCAAAUGCCACAAGUGCAGUGUGUCAACAGUGACGGUGAAUAUGUGGAGAGGCAACUCUGCCGUGACGCCAUCCUGCCCAUGCCGGCUAUCUGUGACGUGCCUUGCCCAAAGGACUGUGCCCUGAGUCCUUGGGCCCCCUGGUCUCUGUGUUCCCACACCUGCUCUGGGAAAAACACUGAGGGCAAGCAGACCAGAGCUCGCUCUAUUCUCGCCUAUAACGCAGGAGAAGGUGGAAUCCAGUGCCCCAACAACAGUGCUCUGCAGGAGGCGAGGAACUGCAACGAUCACCCAUGUACUGUGUACCACUGGCAGACCGGCCCGUGGGGGCAGUGCAUAGAGGAUACCUCCAUUCCAGCCUCUAACACUUCUGCGAGCAGGACACGCGGCGACGAUGCCUCCUGCUCUGUGGGGAUGCAGACCCGCAAGGUCAUCUGUGUCCGGGUCAAUGUGGGCCAGGUUCCUCCAAAAAAGUGUCCAGAGAGUCUGCGCCCAGACACCGUCAGACCCUGCCUGCUGCCAUGCAAGAGAGACUGCAUCGUAACCCCGUACAGCGACUGGAGCCUCUGCCCAGCAACGUGUCGAGCAGGCGGUAACACCAAGAAGAAGCAGUACAGGAAACGUAUUAUGAUCCAGAUACCAGCCAAUGGGGGACAGGACUGUCCUGAAGUUCUGACCCAGGAGAGAGAGUGUGAUGCUCCGUCAGUCUGUCAAGGAUACAGAUGGAAAACCCACAAGUGGCGGAGAUGCCAGCUGGUUCCAUGGUCAGUUCGACAGGACAGUCCUGGAGCUCAGGUGACAUGUGGGCCCGGACUGCAGGUUCGAGCCGUUUCGUGCCGGAAGCAGGAUGGUGGGCAGUCAGACGUUGAAGCUUGUCUUAAGUUAGCCAGCUCCAUGCCGCCUCUCACACAGUCCUGCCAGCUGCCCUGCCAGGAAGACUGUCAACUCAGCAGCUGGUCCAAGUUCUCCUCCUGCACAGCCGACUGCGUGGGCGUCAGGACUCGCAAGAGGAUGCUAGUCGGGAAGAGCAAAAAGCGUGACCAGUGUAAAAACAACCAGAUGUACCCCCAGAGCGAGACCCAGUACUGCCCAUGUAACAAAUACAACGCCCAGCCUGUGGGGAACUGGUCGGACUGCGUCCUACCCGAGGGGGGGCGUUUGGAGGGUCAACUGGGCAUGAAGGUCCAAGGGGACAUCAAGGAGUGUGGCCAAGGAUAUCGGUACCAAACCAUGGUGUGCUACGACCAGGACAAUCGCAUAGUGGAGACCUCUCGCUGCAACAGCCAUGGGUACAUCGAGGAGGCCUGCAUCAUCCCCUGUCCAUCUGACUGCAAACUGAGCGAGUGGUCCAACUGGUCGCGCUGCAGCAAGUCCUGUGGCAGUGGGGUCAAAGUUCGCUCCAAGUGGCUCAGAGAAAAGCCCUACAAUGGUGGAAGGCCGUGCCCUAAACUGGACCAUGUCAACCAGGCUCAAGUGUAUGAGGUGGUGCCGUGCCUCAGUGACUGUGGGCAGUAUGUUUGGGUGGCAGAGCCCUGGAGUGUUUGGAAGGUCAGCAAUGUGGACCUGAAGGAUAACUGUGGGGAAGGUGUUCAGACCAGGAAAGUCAGAUGUAUGCUGAACUCAAUCGACGGGCCCUCUGAGCCGGUGGAGGACUACCUGUGUGACCCAGAGGAGAUGCCUUUGGGGGCCCGCAAGAGCCAGUUGCCCUGCCCAGAGGAAUGUGUGUUGUCCGACUGGGGAGCCUGGAACCCAUGUCCACUGCCAUGCAAUGGGAACAGCUCUAGAGAGAGGAGCGCUUUCCCACUCCGCCAACCUGGAGAGGGGAAGGAGUGUCCUCCAACUCAAGAGACACAAGUCUGCAAACUCAACAGCAACUGCUUCCAUUACGCCUACAACAUCACUGAUUGGAGCACCUGUCAGCUCAGCGAGAGAGCGGUGUGUGGAAAUGGCAUCAAAACCCGCAUGCUGGACUGUGUGCGCAGCGACAGCAAAUCUGUAGACCUCAAGUUCUGUGAAGAGCUGGGCCUGGAGAGGAAAUGGCAGAUGAAUUCUUCGUGUGUUGUGGAAUGUCCAGUCAACUGCCAGCUGUCUGAUUGGUCAACGUGGUCUGAGUGCACACACACCUGUGGGCUGGCCGGCAAGCUGUGGAGGAGGCGGACAGUGAUCCAGGCCCCCCAGGGUGAUGGGAGGCCCUGCCCCUCCCAGAUGGAGCAGUGGAAGCCCUGUCUUGUGAAGCCCUGCUACAGCUGGAGAUACAGUGCCUGGUCUGAAUGCAAGUCUGAGGGGGCGAAAUGUGGAGAAGGACAGCGCUACAGGAACGUGUCGUGCUUUGUGUCAGACGGGUCAGGUCAGCAGGAAAGCAGCCUGGUAGAUGAUGAGCUGUGUGGAGAUCUGGAGCCCUCAGUAGAUGGAGACACCCACAUCGUCCUGCAGGAGCUCUGCACUGUACCUUGUCCAGGGGAGUGCUACCUCACAGACUGGACUGUUUGGAGCCCCUGCCAGCUGAGCUGCGUCAGCGGGGAAGACCUGGGGUUCGGCUCGGUCCAGGUCCGAUCCCGAGCGGUGGUGGCCCAGGAUCCGGAGAACCUGCUGCAGUGUCCAGAACAAGAGCUGGAGGCCAGACCGUGUACAGAGGGUCAGUGUUUUGAAUACAAGUGGAAGACUGGACCAUGGAGAGGGUCAUCUCGCCAAGUCUGGUGUCAGCGGUCGGAUGGACUCAAUGUCACAGGUGGAUGCCCAGUGAUAUCUAAGCCAAUGGCUGACCGAUCCUGUGAUCCCCGCUGCACCAAGCCUCGCUCCCUGUGCACAGAGGCGGGAGUCUGUGGUUGUGAGGAGGGCUACACAGAGAUCAUGACGUCAGAUGGCCUGCUGGACCAGUGCACAGUCAUCCCGGUGCUGGAGAUCCCCACUGCAGGGGACAACCGGGCCGACGUCAAGACCAUCCGAGCCUUCAACCCCACCCAGCCGGCAGCCAGCUCCCCGGGCCGGGCCGGACGCACGUGGUUCCUGCAGCCCUUUGGCCCAGAUGGGAAGCUGAAGACCUGGGUGUACGGAGUAGCAGCAGGAGCCUUUGUUCUGCUCGUCUUCAUCAUCUCCAUGACGUACCUAGCAUGCAAAAAGCCAAAGAAGCCACAGCGGCGGCAGAUGAACAACAGGCUGAAGCCGCUGACUCUGGCCUACGACGGAGACGCCGACAUGUAGAAGUCUUCCCUCUGACCAGAGCGAACUACACACGUGCAUCCUCCUGCAGGGUGGGAAGGAACCCUUGUGCCGCGGGUUAUCGCCCUUCCUACAUGUACGUGGACGAACCCCGGGGAAGACGAUUCUGACAGAAAGACUGACCUCCAGGGAUCCCCGUCCAUUCGCAAGCCUCUUUGUUUCUGAUUCCCAUUUGAAUACUUUGUUUCACAAGAGCCUUCAUGAAUUCUCGUAUCUUCUUCUGGAAGUUUGCCUUUGCUUUUCUGCCACUGCCGGUAACACCCUAACCCCAGUCACUGGACAAAGAUUUGCCUCUAAAAGCACACAAUCUUCAUUUGGCUUUUUUAUGACUUUGUCACAGCCGUGUGGAAUCGCCUCUUCUCACGACGCCUGUCAUUGUGUGUCCAGUCGAGGACGUUCAGUUGCUGUGGCCUGGGUCCAUCUGGUCAGAUAAGAAGCCCAGAGAACAAAAGCGUCAAGGUUCCCUGAGCCACCAUCACUUCUGCCUGCCUCUCCCUUUGUUGUUUUCAGGCAUAAUUUUGCACUAUAUUAGUGCAGCAUGAUAUGUACUAAUGUCUAGCUUUGCCAUAGGAAACUGCCUCUCAAUACAAGAUGGUGUACAGUCGUGUGCUAGAAAUGUUAAAAAAGUAGACUUUUUUUGCAAUUGGAACUCACCGAUGUUUGUUAAUAUUUUUCUUUGAUUACCUCUUACGUGUGAUACGAUGGGACUUCAUGUAAAUAGAAGCUUUUUUCUGGGGUCUCAAUUUUACCUUUUUAAAGUGUACAGCUAAACUACAAACUCUGCCUGGAUUAAUUUAUUCGCUGAAGAUUGUUUGACUGUCGUUUAAAGAUCAGGAUCUUCAAGUUUUGUAAACUAUUGAUUAUUGACGUUUCUGUCAUCAGCUCCGUCUGCACCCCACUCAUGGAAACACUCCAAAAGAAAGCAAGAGUGAGAACAAAUAAUAUGGAAGUAUUGAUUCAUCUUAUAUUGCGCAUUUCUUUCAUUCAAAAGGCCUUUAUAUUACAUUUGUUUAAAUUGGCUUUUUCUAAAAAUUACUGGAAUAUGUCUCAAAGCAGUAGUGAUCUAAAUCUACCACCAUCGUCUCCUAUUGGCUGCAUCUCUCAGUCUCCCUUCUUACGUCUUAUAUCUCAUUAGAUACUCAAUGGCCCAACGGGUAGAUCAACCGAAAAAGGAUUCACUUCUUUUAGUGUUCAAAUUGUCAGUUCAUUUGAAAGACUUCUUAUCGUGGACCACUUCACCUUCUCUGGAGCUCAGACCUUACUUUAUACGUACUACUAAUAAAAUCAUUUUAAGAAGCCCAUACAAGGAUCUGUGCUGUAUUGGCCAAUGGAAAAUGUGCCUCUUUCAUUGGACUUUCAUUAGGUCUACUGCACCUCCUAGCGGUGCAUUCGAUGCGAGCGUUACUUUGUUUUACCAUCACUCAUUUGUAAAAUAAUAUUGGUCAAACCGGGAAGACGGCCGUCUUCUCUGUACUCCUCAGGGCACAAGUGCUCAGCUAAGCAUGCACACACACACACACACACACACACACACACACUGGUAGAGGGCAUGCAGAGAGGGGGACUGAUCAAGCUGCCAUUGUUUUGUCAUCAAGUUUACAAUCAGAAACUAUGACAUUAUUUCAUUAGUCACAUUUUGAGGAGGUGGAUCAUACGGAGUUUGCUCGGCUUAUGCAUAACUACAGUACAGGAGGAGAGCACCAUGGUUCCUUCCUUGGUGGUAUGAUAACGCUGCUAGAGCACCUCCUAUUGGCCAAAUGGUAGCACAUGUAUUAUGUUCACAUCUCCUCUACACAUGCAAACCAACUGCAGGUUGCAAGAGCACAAAGCGUCCAGGACGGAGGACGGUUCUUUGUCAUAUAAGAAUCCAAAGUAACGUUUUCCAGUUUGAUGCUGCACUCCUUGGACUCAUGGCCAUACUGGACUAAGGGUUCAUCACAGGGUAUUUCCAAAGAACUUUUGAGCUAUUACUUUGGUUACUUCUUCUCAACAAUACAUUUGAGUCUUCAAAAUGAACUGAAUUCCAACUGUUGUUGGUCACACAGACCACACACACAACAAACUAUUCAGAAUCUUUUCCACUGAGAAAAUCCGUCCAGGGGAAUCAGUGUAUUUCUUAUUAACAGUAGGUUGAACCUCAAAAACGUUGUUAUUAAUCCAUGUGAGACAUCAUCAUUGCCAGGGAAUGGCAUUCCAGUAUUCUGUGGAGUUUGUUGCUAGUAGUUUGAUGGAAUGUUUAGUUUAUAUCUCUUAAACUGAGUUGUAAAUAGAGUGUUAAAUAUUUCUUUUAUUUAUUUAUUGUUCAUGUACCAUAACGUGUUUCCUUUUUUUUACUGCACAAUUUUUAUGCAAAAAAAAAACAGGAGGCUUGAAUGUGGGUGUGAUUAACGCGAUACUGAUAAACAACGUUGCUGAUGAACUGUCCUUUUCCUACUGUUUGUUUAUAUGUAUUUGAUUAACUGCUGAUAAUAAACAGGGAAUAUUUGAAAGCUUA